AUUCUUUCGCAUCUUCUAGAGAAACGGGGUCACGAAAUCAAUAUCACCAGAGACAUCAUCAGAGCUGCAGUCCGGAAUGAUAGCAAAGGCGUGGAAAUUACUUCGCUACUCCUCAAACAUUAUAGGAAUCAAAUCACUCCGGAAAUUGUCUUGGCUGCCAUCGAGAACGGCGCGGAUGUGGUGAAGCUCUUACUUGACGAGCGGGGAGACGAGAUCAAACUAUCCGCAGAUCUAAUUUUAACCGCGGCUACUGACGGACAAUCAAUUGACGAAUCAGCUCUAUCGUUUCUCCUCGACCCGCUCAGGGGCCAGGUUCACAUAACGGAGGACUUCAUAGUGGCGAUUGCCUCGAAGGAAGGCUGCCAUGAACAUCUUAUGAAAAUGCUUCUUGAAGUGUGUGAAGACGAAGUAGAGAUAACAGCGGAGCUCUUUGACGCGGUCGAAAAUAAUCCAUGGCACAAAAAUAAAGUAAUGAUGCUCUUGCUCGAUAGAUUUAGGACCAAGUCCCAGAUUCCCGCCAAGUUCAUGGAAACUGUCGUAAAUAGAUUCGAUGGUACCAUUGUACGCAAAUUCAUCCAGAUAUAUGGCGAUGCUCUGGAGGUUGAUACCAAGAUCGUCAAAGCUGCCGUCCAAAAUCGUUUCCAUGGCUGGGACGUGGCGGCUGUGCUAUGGGAAGAGUACGGAGAUGAGAUUGAGAUCACCGAAGACAUUAUGGAGGCAAUAUUAGACAACCAGUACUGUGGCGAAGAUAUGAUGCGUGCCAUUCUGGCUGAGCGUCCACACAAGAUUCGAAUUAACGAAAAGGUCGUCAGAAUGGCGGCCUCUUUGCGUCCAGGAAUGUUGGCGCUGCUUCUUGAUCAGUACGGCGACGAGGUUUACUUGACGGACGACUUGAUAGACUCGUGCUUCAGCGCCACAGAUAUACAGACGAUUAUGAGAAAGCGGAAAGGGAAUAAGUUUCAGGUCACUGAACAUGUGCUCAUACAAGCAGCUCAACAGGGUUCGGACGGGAGGACAAGCAGAGAUGGCCAUCUGCUGCUGCAGCUCCUUCUUGAGUGGCGUUUGGAGGAGGUCCGACAUGGACUUACAGAAGACGUUGUCAGGGCUGCGGCUAGCAACGGUGAGAAUGGCGUGCGUUUUAUCACGUUACUCAUUGACAAGUGCGAAGACGUACUAGUUAUCACUGAAAGGGUUCUACAGGCCGCAGCCACGAACCAUCGUCAUGGCGAUCGAGUGAUGGCAAUUCUGCUAGAACGCUAUGGGGAUAGCAUUCACAUCACGGAGAGUGUUGUUGAAGCGGCGGUCAAGAACUCGUUCAGAGGCCACAAAGUCAUGGAAUUGCUUUUCGCAGCGCGAGGCGAUCGCAUCCCGAUCCCUGAACAGGUCCUAGCCCAUGCAAGUACGAAUCAUUUUGCCUUUAGGGUCAUACAAAUCCUUCUCGACAAGGGCGGAGACCACGUUCAGAUCACCGAAGAGGCCGUCAGCGUAACCUUUCAAGACACGUGGGGCGGCACAGAGAUUCUGGAACUUUUCCUAGAAAGAUACGCAGACAGUGUCCCUCUCACAGAGAAGAUCAUUAGUCUCGCAGCUGGCAACGAGCAGUGCGGUGAUAAGAUCAUGUCGUUACUUCUGAAG
Colletotrichum phormii is the source of this 1635-nucleotide messenger RNA. RefSeq lists its product as uncharacterized. The transcript has a single exon. The record is from RefSeq and is a predicted model, not a curated record. NCBI's taxonomy places the organism in Eukaryota, Fungi, Ascomycota, Sordariomycetes, Glomerellales, Glomerellaceae. The annotation marks the transcript as partial.